GCGAUGGCAAGGGGGCGCCCUCGAGGCCCAGAGGGGGGCACCGGCGCUCAAGGCCUCCAGCCUCGAAGCCUGCUGCUCGGUGUUCGGUCGUCGAUCGGCACGGGGCCUCGGGCCCGGCCCCGUGGUCGAUGGAGUCUCUCUAAGGAGGGAGCUCCUCAUAGACCGCUGGCUCGACUGGCCCGUCGGCUUCCGCACGGAGGUCGUGAGCGCGUCCGCGAACCGCACUGCCCUGGGCAGCGGCUGGAGGCGCUCCCCCACGGGCGACGCGGCCGUGAUCGGGAGCGCCUACGGCGGGGACGCGCUCGAGGGCUGGGGAGCGGAGGCGUCCCUGCUGCACCUCGAGGCGCUGCUGGACAGCCCGGGCGAGCUCACCUUCAGCGUGGAGGCCUCGCCAGACAGCGCCUGGGGCCUGCAGGCUUCCGUGCUGGCCAACGGCACCGCGCCGUGGGGCCUACGCCUGGUGGCGGAGGAGGGCGGGCGGCGCACGCUGCGCGCGCCGCUGAGCGCGGGCGCGGUGCGGCUGACGUGGGUGUGGCGGCACGCGGCCGACGUGGAGGGCACGGGCGCGGGUCUGGCGGUCAGCGGCAUUAAGCUGCUCAACGUCUCCGUGACGCACGUCCAGGGCGCGGGCGUCCGGGGAUGCGAGCCCUGCCCCGCUGGCUCCGCCGCGGGCGAGGGCGACGGCGGCCUCCUCUGCCGGCCCUGCCCGGCCGGCACGACGUCGGACGGCGCGGGCUCCGCCUGCGCGCCCUGCCCGCCGGGCACGGCCGCGAGGAGCGGCGAGGGCUCCUGCCGCCCCUGCGGCGGCGGGCUCCGCAGCGGCGCGGGCGCCGCGCACUGCGAGCCGGAGGGCACGCUGCAGAAGGACGCCCGGCAGUGGAACGGCUCGGCGCUGGUGGGCGCCUGGCGUCUUUCAGGCAUGGUUGCCAUCGAAAUAGAAACUUACAAUAUGCUGACGAUGGACAGCCUGCUGCCGACCACCACCCGACUCGACUCGCGCACGGGCCAGAUCCAGACACAGAUGAGCGAGGUCCAGCGCACAGACCAGAGGCUGAGCGAAACGAUGGACAAAUGUGGCAAAGACGUCAGAGACAUGAAGACCGACCUCGACCGUCAGGUAACGCUGCUCAUCGAGCUGACGAUGCUAACCCGUGCAAACUCAGAGUCCGUGGCUUCCUGA
Molecule: messenger RNA, 1180 nt
Organism: Prorocentrum cordatum
Lineage: Eukaryota; Dinophyceae; Prorocentrales; Prorocentraceae
Source: the annotation of a GenBank genome assembly